AUGCACCCGCCAGUGCGCCUCCGUCGGACCAGCAGGACCAGCAGCGGCGCGGAGCAGCCCAAGCAGGGUUAUGGCAGCGGUACCAGCAGGACCAUCGGCGGUACAAUCAGUGGCACUACUGUACUUACUCGCCACACCCGCACCAGCACCGACAUCAGCUCCGGCGCCGCAUCCGCACCAGCACCAGCGUCCGUUCAGGGCGCCCGCCGGACGCCAUCGUCAAGAGUGGCCAAGCAAGGCAAGCGCCAAAUUCGUCGGCACCACCUUCCUGUCCAAACACCAAUUGCCGACGCAAGCCACAGCGGCCUCGCAGCAGCUUUGUCUGGUCGCAGCUUCCAGCUCCCUUCUCGACUCGCUACUAGUGCAUAUCGCCCUCCUCCCGACGGCACAGUCCCGUCCUCACCCUCACCCUCACCCUCACCCUCACCCUCGCUCUCGCUCUCGCUCUCAUCGUCCGUGCUGGCCCGCCCCGACGCUCCUUCAAUUUCCGGCCGCCCUCUCACUCUCUCGGACGCUCCGCUUUCGGCGGCCGCCGGACGAGCCGACAUCGCAGCCCUCCUCAUCACUCUGCUGCCAUCCCCGGCUUCCACCGCCCGCGCAAUGGGCCAAGCUGGGGGUUCUCCGGAGCCUCCGAGCCCAAGGACGGAUCAUGACGCAAAUCAAGAUACGACACCCGACACCUUGGCUCCCGCGCCCGCGCCCGCACCCGUCUUGGCGCGGGAGCUCGAUCUCGUCGGCCUUUAUCCUCACCCUCAUUUCCUCCACAGCCAACGUCUGCUGCCCCGGCCGAAGAAGUCGCCCUCGACCUGCAGCGCCUGCCGAGCACGCAAGGUUCGCUGCGACGGCCUUCGACCGCUGUGCUCCAACUGCCAGCGCCUCUCCUUCCCCUGCUCCUACGACGACGACGACGCCGACGUCGGCCACCGGUCGCUGCCGCGUCGCCGCGCCAAGAGAGCCUGCCUGGCUUGUCACGGCCGCAAGGCCCGCUGCUCCGGCCACGUCCCCUCCUGCGACCGCUGCCGCGCCCAGGGGCUCGAAUGCGUCUACCGUCCAAGCAGGCGCCGGACCGCGCCCCGAGAGACCUGCGGCCAAGCGGAUGCCGGCCCCGACGGGGACGAUGCCGCCGACGACGCUCACCCCGACAGCGACACGCCUUUGACCGAUCGUCCCGGCACAGAAACCCCGAGCACCCUCGACCUCGACCUCGAGCUCACCUGUCCGGAUGAAUCCUUCGACGCCCUCGUCCGUCGCACGCUCGACCAGUUCUUCCGCCACGUCCACCACAUCCCCAUGUACUCCUUCCUCCAUCGCGCCUCGCUCAUGGAGCAGUACAACGCCGGCAAGGUCGACAAGGCCCUGCUCUUGGCCCUCGUCGGCAUCACGUCCUGCCUGACCGACAUGGGGCCCGGCCUGGCCGACUACGGCGAUCGCUGCGUCGACAACGCCGAAGCCUUAAUCUUCGCCCACUACACGCGCCCCUCGACCUUCAAGAUCCAGGCGCUCGUCUUCAUCGUGAAGCACCGCAUCCUGUCCAGCAAGUUCUCGAGCGCCUUCAUCCUCUUCAGCCUCGCCUCCCGCUUCGCCGCCGCCCUGCGCCUCAACUACGACAACCCCAACCUUUGCUUCCUCGCCCGCGAGUCCCGCCGCCGCCUCAUCUGGUCCCUCUACUGCAUGGACUCGGCCAUCUCGAGCGGCCACCGAGACUUUUCCCUCUGGAGAGCCGACAACCUCCACAUCUGCCUGCCCUGCAACGAGCGCAACUUUGAGUUUGACCUGCCGCAGCAGACCGAGAAGCUCAUCCCGCCCCUCGACGAGCCGGCCGGCCCGCGUGCCGAGGACGUCGGCAGCAUCGCCCUCCACGUUCGUAUCUUCCACCUGCGCCAGAAGAUCAGCGAGUUCACCAAGUCGCUCCUCGUUGGCCCCGCCGUCGACGCCCUCGACCUCCAGGCCACCGUCUUGUCGUUACACCAGCACCUCGACGACUUCGCCAACCGCCUCCCCGCCUCAUUUCAGUUCUCCGAGAACUCGCUCCGGCUGCGAGCCUAUUCACCGCGGAUAUGCGUCUUCGUCAUGAUCCACGUCUGGUGGCGCCAGUGCCACUGCGACCUCUACCGCGUCGCCCUCGCCGGCUUCCGCGAUGCCCUGCCGCGACGGGUGCUCGAUUGCCUCGACGACGGCUUCGUCCGCCACUGUCGGCGACAGUGCCUCGACCACUCGCUCGCCAUGGCCGACAUCUUCUCCAAGAUGCAGAAGCUCGGCGCCAAGCCCGUCGCCGACCUCGAUCUCGCCCUGUGCGCCUACCAAUGCGCGCGCAUGCUCAAGUACGCCUUUCACGUCGGCACCGACACGUCGGCCCUGACGGCCGACGCCGUCACCGCCCAGGCGAGGCUGUGUCUGCGCACCAUACGGCAGUGCUGCGCGGGCCCUGCGGCGGCGUCCAUCGGCUCCGACCUCGAGGCCCUCAUCGACAAGGGUCUCGGCCCGGCCUCGUCGCCGACGCGCAGCCCCGAGGCCUUUCGGAUCCACGGUGCGCUCCACGGCCGGGGGCCGGCGCGCAACGCCGUCCUCGGCAGCAUCGAGGUGUCCGACGACCCGGACGUCGUCGCCGCCACGAACGGCACCUUUGCCUCGGCGCCGGCCGCCGACAUGAGCCGGCUGGCGCUGCCCUCGGCCAUGAUGACGGAUCCUUGGCCCUCGAGCGCCGACUUUGCCGCCGCCGCCGACGGCGGGCAGCUGCUGCCGGCCGAGGCGGCGCUCGGGACGGCGAACGCCCGCGGCGACCCGGACUUCGCCCGCGAGCAGCUGAACAGUGCGUACGAAGGCGCACUCGACGGGCCGGGCCUCGACAACGGCCUCGACCACGCCAUGGGCAUCGACCUGACACCCUGGCUGCCCACGGGCGACUUUGUCUGGCCCGAGUUUUUGAACGGCAGCGUCGGCGUCUAG
This is a messenger RNA of Drechmeria coniospora, 2946 nucleotides long. RefSeq lists its product as uncharacterized. Gene Ontology annotation, biological process: regulation of DNA-templated transcription; DNA-templated transcription. Gene Ontology annotation, cellular component: nucleus. The record is from RefSeq and is a predicted model, not a curated record. The transcript is spliced from 5 exons. The coding region runs from base 1 to 2946 and encodes 981 amino acids. Gene Ontology annotation, molecular function: DNA-binding transcription factor activity, RNA polymerase II-specific; zinc ion binding; DNA binding. Lineage: Eukaryota; Fungi; Ascomycota; Sordariomycetes; Hypocreales; Ophiocordycipitaceae.